Spirodela intermedia is the source of this 78-nucleotide messenger RNA. The record is from the annotation of a GenBank genome assembly. Lineage: Eukaryota; Viridiplantae; Streptophyta; Magnoliopsida; Alismatales; Araceae.
AUGUCCUAUGGAUGGGCCUCUAUGAUGAUGAUAUUUUCUUUUUUACUUGUUUUCUGGGUCUCCCCUAUAAUAUGGUGA